Molecule: messenger RNA, 1225 nt
Organism: Eucalyptus grandis
Lineage: Eukaryota; Viridiplantae; Streptophyta; Magnoliopsida; Myrtales; Myrtaceae
Product: alpha carbonic anhydrase 7
Exons: 7
Coding region: 160-1011 (283 amino acids)
Molecular function (GO): carbonate dehydratase activity; zinc ion binding
Source: RefSeq, a predicted model, not a curated record
AGCGUCUCGGCUUUUCCUCAUCAAAACUCCCUCUUACGAUCCAAACCUCAGUGCACGCUUAUAAAGCUCAAGAGCCACCGUUCUCUCUUCCCAUUAAUUUGUAACCCAACCCCUUUGCUCUCUCAUUGAAUCAUCCGUUGCAUUGCAGCGAAGAUUGACAUGAAGAACCAAAGCAACGCCAUCCUCUUCUCUGCCUUUUCCCUCUUCCUUCUUCUUGCACUGGGGAGCGCAGCAGCAGAAUUCAUACCCGUAGAAACUGAGGAUGAGCGAGAGUUCGAUUACAUACCCGGGAGCGAGAAGGGGCCAAUGCACUGGGGGGAGCUAAGGAAAGAUUGGGAAGCAUGCAAGAAAGGCGAAAUGCAGUCGCCGAUCGACCUGUCGAGCCAGAGAGUGCAGGUGAUGCCCAAGCUGGGGGAGAUAGAGAGGAGCCACAAGCCCAGCAAUGCGACCCUCAAGAACAGAGGCCACGACAUUUCUCUUCAAUGGGACACGGGCAACGCUGGAUCAAUUAAGAUUAACGGCACAGAAUAUUUUCUCCAACAAUGUCACUGGCAUUCACCUUCCGAGCAUACGAUUAACGGCAGAAGGUAUGCAUUGGAGCUGCACAUGGUUCAUGUAAGCACAGACCCGACUGUUAAGAAUAAUAUUGCUGUUGUUGGACUCCUCUACAAGACUGGCGUACCAGAUGCUUUCCUUUCCAAGUUAAUGGGGAGCGUAUGGUCUAUGUCUGACAAAGAGGAUGAGAGAAAGAUGGGGACCAUUGAUCCAAGAGAGAUCAAGAUGGGUGGCAAGAACUACUUGAGAUAUAUGGGCUCUCUCACUACCCCUCCUUGCACAGAAGGUGUCAUAUGGACUAUCAACAAAAAGAUGGGCACUGUAUCAAAGGACCAAAUCAAGUUGCUCAGAGAGGCUGUUCAUGAUUAUGCAGAGAAGAAUGCAAGGCCUGUGCAGCAACUGAAUACAAGAGAGAUCCACUUCUACCAACCAAAUGAAGCGGCAACACGAAAUUAACCUUUUUUAGAUCAUUGAUUUAUUACCGGGAUCCUUGUAAACUAGAAGCUAAGAAAAGGUAGAUGUUAUUUAACGGCAUUAGGGUUGCUAAAUCUACUUUUAGAGAUAUUUAGAAUAUUUGGGAUAUUCUGGAUAUCUUUUGAUUGAUUAUAAUUAAUUUGUAAUAUUCUUUUACUUUAAAUAGUUGUUCUGUAUAAUGUAUAAGUUAACUCAG